AGAAAGGGAGAGAGGGUGAAAGAGAAGGGAGGGAGACAGUGAGGGAAUCACGUGAUCGUGUAGCAGCUGCAUGACUGAGAGGGCUGUUCCUGGAGGAGCGAGAACAAGACCGAGAGAACGAGAGAGAACGAGAGAUAGAGAGAGCAAGACAGAGAGGGAAUGAGAGAGAGACGGAGCGUGAAGAAGAAAGAGGGAGAGUGUGAAAGGGAAAGAGAGCGUGAGAGAAAAGAUUAUGCCAACAGGAAGAACAGGGAGCCGGUAUGAACCAUGAGUCAAAGUCGCGGUCAUUAGGAAUGAUCUCCACUGCAACUCGCAACACGGCGACGGUCAGCCCUCUUACCCCGCUAGCCAACGGGAGUGUGGCUGCUCACUCCGGAUUCGCUGCCGCUCUCCGUCAACUGGCUAAACAGGCUGAAGACCCCAGAGGUUCUUCUCCCAAUAGUGAGUCUCCAGUCUCCUCUCCAGCCACCAGUCUCAGUUCUCCAGUCAACACUCCUAAGAGGGGGUUGUCAGGACCACUCCAGACCCCAAUUCGGGGACACGGCCUUCCCUCCAUCCCUUCUGUAGUCACUAUCGCCCCCACUCCCACCAAGAGCGGCAGCAUUCUCUGGAGAGGAGAAGGGCGCCAGGCUGAGUUGGGUGUUCUGGGGGUGAGUAGGGAGCCUGUGGGGUCUGAGCCCAGCCUUCCCCAGGAGAAAGGGGCUCAUCGUGUCCUCUCACCUCACAUCCUGGCUCACCCAUCCUACCCCUUCACCCUCACCCCCAGCUCUGUCAUGCAGGACCGGCGACUACAGGGCCUCAGUCUACCUGGUCUGGUACAACCUGCAGUUCACUCAGGGGCGGUCCAAGAGGAGUACCUAAGAGGACUACGCCCCUUCGCCACCUCAGAUGACCUCCGCCUGCGCUCACUGCCCCUGGGGCUCGACCCCACCACUGCUGCCCACGUUACUGCUGCUGCUGCCUACUACCACCCUGCCUACCUCCACCACCUACACAGGAUGGAGGAGUCUUUGUGUCUUUCUGCACUACGGUCUCAGUUCUACUCUGUACCAGCAGGGGGGGCCUUCCCUCACCUCCACCCCUCUGCCCUCCACAUGCAACUGCCUGGGGCACGCUACCCUGGGGAGUUCAGCCACACACACAGUGCACUGGCUGAGAGAAUACAGAUGGAGGAAGAGCUUCGCCAACGAGAGAGGGAGCGAGAGCAUGAACGAGAGAAACAGAGGGAGCGAGAGCUUGAACGGGAGAGAGAGAGGGAGCGGGAGAGAGAGAGGGAGACAGAGAUGGAAAGACAGAAGGAUAGGCAGAGGGAGAGAGAGAGGGAGAGACAGAUGGUGAGAGCGGUGAAGAGCCAGUACCUUGCUGGGCUGAAGGCUCUCACGGCUCUGCCGGAGGACAGGGUCAGACCUGGGGAGAGGCUGACACCUAACAGACUGGAUAAGCCCACCCUCCCUGCCCUCCCAGUACCUAAACCUCUACAGCCAGGCCUCCAGUCAGCCCCUCACCUCAUGCCCAGCCUGGUGCCCUCUCAGAUGGGGAACAGACACACUGCCUCAGCCUCUUCCGGGGGGCUCCAUGGAACACUGCUCUCUGCCAUGAUGCUCCAACAGGCCAAUGGGGAGGAGCGCAGGUUGGCACGUCAACGCAGGCAGGGACAGGAGAGGGAGGUGUGGCCACCUGGGGAAGGGGUGGAGCCUAGGAGAGACAGCUACAGAUCCAACGCCAGCCAACGUGACACAGGCAACAGAGAAUCUCAACCUCACCUAGGAGCCCCGCCUCCACUCAUCUCACCCAAACCUCACCUCCUCCCCCACCCCCCUGCCCCUUCCACCACCCUCUGGAACCCUGCCUCCCUCACUGAGACCCCCCCAGACCCCCGUUUCAGGUUCGACUCCCCUGUUCCUCCAUCUCGCUCCCCUCCUGAUCUGACCAGAAUCAAGCGGUCCCCCAGCUGGGAGAGGGGGGAGGAUGGGUGUAGGAAGAGGGGAAGGACCCAGAGAGGCUCUCGUCUGUCAGGGGACCCAUUCUGCAGGAGCCUGGCCUCUGGGGCUGGGCUGAGCUUGAAAGAUCCACCCACAGUCUCCACCACCAUAACCACCUCCACCAGAGUGGUUCGCUGUCCUUCUCCUCCCCCAGCCCCAGCUCACCUAGGGGUCCAGCACCACGCCAGCUCCCCAUCUCCCUCCAUGGACCUCCAGAGGUCUGAACGGCCAGGCCAGGAGCCUCAGAACCCAGUGGUGUACGAUGAGAUCCUCCAGCAGUACCGCAGGCUGGUCAGCAAGCUGGACCUGGAGGAGAGCAGGAGGAGAGAGGCCAGGGAAGGAGGGUAUGACUAUGAUCUAGAUGAGUGGUAUGAUGACAGUGAUGAGGAGGAAGUGAGGGCCCACCUCAGAAGGGUAGCAGAGCAGCCCCCGUUAAAACUGGACACAUCCUCAGAGAAGGUGUGUUUCCUGCGUGUCUGUGGCCUGACCACGCUGGCCCAUCGUGACCAGCUGCUUCAUCAGAAGAGGAGGAAGAGGAGGAGGAUGUUGAAAGAGCGCAGCAUCUCCCCUCCAGCAGUACGAGGCAAGAGGAAGACCUCUCCGCAUCCUGCGGCACCCGCUCCCACCCUCUGCACCACUCUCACCCCAGAGGAGAUGAAUUGCUCCCCUCACCUGGAGGACAAGAAACACUUCCUCAACAUGUUCAGCCUGUCCCAUGUGACCAUCCAGCAGAGGAGAGAUAAGGAGAAGAUGGAGGGGUUGUUGAAGGCUAUAAAGCUGAAGAGUGUGACGUUGGACACCAUCAGAUACAACCCAUUACCCCUCUGUAGAAGCCCCCCUGUUUCCCCAACUGGCGAAUCAAACGGACUCCACUACCAAGACUCCCCAAGCCCCUCGCCCUCCUACCCCCACCACCCCAACAACCUCCAUAGAGACCCACUAAAACCAUCCACCCCUCCACCCAGCCAACCGCCUCCCCUGGCCCCCGACCCAAACAGGAAAGGACUGGGUGGAGGUCACCCAGCUAAGAGGCUCCAGUGCCUCCAGAAUGGAGGAGGCCACCCUGGCCAUCAUCCUCAACAGAAGGUGCCCCUGGCUGUGCAGAACGGGCAGAACAUAACCUGGGAAAGAUUCAUCCCGAAGGACUUCCACCAGUCUGUGUUGCAGUCUACCCACAAGACACUGAGUGGCUCCACCUGUGUUCCAGAGUCCAGUAUAAAGUCUGAGCUCUCAGUGCCCUACAACAUCCCCCCACUGAAGAGACCAGUCCUCCUCAACACAUCCCUACACCCCACCAACGGGCAUCACCCUUACCCCUCUCCAGCCCACCAUGUACACCUUGGCGUACGUUAUGAGCUGUCAGAGGAAGAGGAUGAGGAUGAGGAGGAGGAGGAGGAGGAGGGAGAAGCCCCUAGGAAGUGGAGGGGCAUAGAGUCAGUCUUUGAGGCGUAUCAGGAGUAUGUGGAUGAGCGGUGUAUGGAGAGACAGGUUCUUCACAGUCAGUGCCGGAGGCUGGAGACUCAGAACUACACUCUCAGUCUGACAGCUGAACAACUCUCACACAGCAUGGCGGAGCUGGUGAGUCAGAGACAGAGGGUGAGAGAUGAGAGAGAGAGGCUGCAGGCUCAGCUGGAGCACUUCAGGAAGUGUCUGACCAUUCCCAACGUGCACUGGGGCAAGGGGCAGGCCAAAGGUCGCCCCUCCUCGGUGACCCCCUGCCCCGCUGCAGACCGACAGACAGACCGACGACCGAUGACUGAUGGAGUGAGAGAGGACACUGAAUUGGUUCCCAGUCAGAGGCAGAGGGGGAAGAGAGCUCUGGACUGGGAAGGAAGACAGGAUGAUAGAAAGGGAGGAGGGAGAAAAGGAGGACAGGCCCUGUAACCUCACAUGCCACUCUCUUUGUCGUGUGGUCAGACUCACCACUGGUGAAAGACUGGUAGUCUAAAAGCUAGAGGACAUAGAUACAUAAGGGUAUGGCAUAAUAUUGGGACACACUUUAACCAAUCGUAGACGUUGGGAUGAAUACAACGAGCAGUCAUAUGUCCUCCCUUUCUCCCUCUAUGGUCUGGAAGGGUUUGGAAGUAACCAAUAGCCAGCCAACCAACCACUGAACUGAAAGGACUUGAAUCAGCCAAGAUGCACUUAAAGACCUAGAAGAGCUACUAGUGAUCAUACUAGUGACAGUACUGUUGAAACUACCUAGAACUAAACACUGUGUUGUAGAGCUUUUACUAUUCUGGAGCUUUUUUCACUUGGGUUCAUGAAGAGCAAAAACACAGGUGCAGAAUAUUUAAGACAGUGUUUCUAUAAGGAAAUAACUGGAGGUUUUGAAAAAUCUAUUUUUAAAUCAGGUUAAAUACAUUUUUAUCGGAUUUAGAAGUCUCUGUUAUGCUUUUAAUAAUUAUGCCAUUGAUAAUGUAAAUUGCCUACCUAUUAAGCCAGAAUGUUGUAUGUUUUAUUAUUUUAAUUAUUGUUAUUUAAAAGCCUGCUUUAGAAUAAACAUUUGGGGUAAAAACAAGAUGCUUGGGAUAAUUUUGUGCUGUUGCUGGCCAGUUUGAAAUAUUUAAAGAGAAGUAAACAUUUUAGAAGCGCUGUAUGUUAAAGGGGCUCCAUAAAAGUUGUGUACUGUGUCAUCGCGUAAUUGCUCUCGAGCCCCUGCAGCUGUGCACAAAGACAUGCACGUGCUUGGGCUUACUCUACAACGUCAUUGGACAAUGCCAUGUAAAUCUGAUCCCACUUUUAACAGUUUGGGGAGGUGAGAAAGAAGUACCCUGGAGCUGGUCCUUUCCGUUCUGCCGCCCUAGGUGAAACCAGAAAAUGCUGCCCCCUGCAAAACUAGAAUAAUCCCCGUAAGCAAAAUUACAUUGAAAAUAAGUAUUUUCUAGACGUUGUAGUUAGGGUAAAUGUAGGUUCUGAAUAAAAGGUGAAAAUGUAUUUUUCGUAUGUUUAAAAUACAUAUUUUCCAGGAUGUUGAAAAGGCGUGUUUUCUGGACGUUGAAAAAUAUGUAUUUUCCGGACGUUGAAUUCAGGUACAUUUUUGGUUUUAAAUUAAAGUUGAAAAGAGGUCAUUUAUAGACGUCUAUGUUUGGCUCAAAUCAAGGCUGGGCCAUAAAUGUAUGUCUGUGGCAAUCAAGGCUGGUCCAGACUGCACCAAAAAAAGAUGUCCAAAAGGUGUCGCCGUCGGUCAUUGCUUACUGAGGUGUAGCCUGAAAUUGAAUUUUAUGAAUGUCCAUCUAUGUGGUAAACCUACCCUUUAAAAUAAAAAAAAAGACAUCCAAAAGACGUUGGCUCGUGCUUACUGGGGUGUAGCCUACCAUGUCAGCCACAAUGGAAUGUUAUGUAUGCCCAUUCAUGUGGUAGGCCCACCGUUUGUAAAACAGGCCGAUGCAUUGGUUUAAUUAGUUCUGAUACCUGUGACCAAUCAAUUUGGCUAUUUAAAUUCUGUAUAUCAGCUACUCAACUUUAUCAGGAGUUAUCAUGAGCCUGUUUGCAAUGUGUUUACAUGGCGGGGAAAGCAGAAUGAUUUUCUUUUUCACUAUGAUCAGCUUGUACAGAUACAAACUUUAAACCAUUGAUCAUGACAAAGGGGUGAAACUCCUGGACAACAGCUGUGAUUGUCCAUUCCAUUCCGUCCAUUUUACUUUGUUUGACCUGUCCUGUUUUUAGGAUAUGUUGUUUGUUAAAAUUACAGUACAUAUUUUAUUUGAUUUAGCACCAUUUAGGUUAGUUAGGCAAUUUGAUCGGAGAAACCUGCAUGAUGUAAAAAAAACAUUUAAAAAAAAAGUGUCCGUCUCAUUACAUUGUCUUACAUUUUAUCUCCAUUCUUUGGCCUACAGAAAUGGCUACAUACCCUGUCUACCAUAUCCUAUAUCUGCUACAUGAUUUACGUUAGUUUUUUUGACGGAACGUUAGUGGAGCGCGGCAGCGAUGAGUCUCUCCAACAGCACCCUGGAGAGGCACGCUGGGAAUGAGGAAGCAAAAUAUUGUUCGCCCCUACCUUUGACAAAGUGGGCACGGUUUAUCACAAUGCGGAAUCAGCGAUCACCUAAAUAUCCCAUAUGCCACUGGUUGAGAGAAAUUGUCAUUGUUUUUGGUCAGAAUUAUGUGAGGUUUUAUGUAUUGUUGCCGUCCUCGUCAAUCUAGCCUAAUCCCGCCUAAUGAGCGGGCAGAUGGCUGUGCGCUGGAGGCGGGGGACACGAAGGGUAAUAUUUCGAUAAUGAUAGCUAUUUUAUCUUCUUUUAAGCUGAGUCCCAGCCACAAUCACCCCAUAACCUGUCUGUCAUUGAGCCAUCUUCUGCCACAGGACAGAAAUGACAAAUAAAAGUCACCCAGCUAAUUGUAAACAGAUGGUCCCCAUGCUGACACAGGUUUACCACAGAGACCUACUGCACAUUUUAGUAAUGACGUGUCAUCUCUCUACAUCCUAUUGACUUUAGAGGAACCUCAGCCCUUUCCAUUGCAGAUACCCAGUCUAACCCCAAAGUCUGCCCGCUCUACCUCACGCCUAACCUAGCCUACCUACAGUAAAUAACCACUAUCUGCCCUUCCCCCACAAUAAAUGAAAAACAAAACAAAGACACAUUCUGUGAAAUCAUGUUUCUACCUGCUCUAGUUAAUCUUUUGCUUGUAGGCAGGCCUAUGAUGUAAUAUAUAUUUAUGGAAAUAUUGCUGUAAUUUUCUGAUGAAAAUGCAAAUAAAAUGUUUGUAUAAUUUAGAAUUUGUGUAGAUCAAUGUCAAUGGGACUUACCUGUAUAAAUAAUCCUUUUGAUCAAU
Oncorhynchus keta (chum salmon) is the source of this 6758-nucleotide messenger RNA. RefSeq names its product genetic suppressor element 1-like. The record is from RefSeq and is a predicted model, not a curated record. NCBI's taxonomy places the organism in Eukaryota, Metazoa, Chordata, Actinopteri, Salmoniformes, Salmonidae.